Selaginella moellendorffii is the source of this 952-nucleotide messenger RNA. Its product is annotated as ATP-dependent Clp protease proteolytic subunit-related protein 2, chloroplastic. Lineage: Eukaryota; Viridiplantae; Streptophyta; Lycopodiopsida; Selaginellales; Selaginellaceae. Gene Ontology annotation, molecular function: ATP-dependent peptidase activity; serine-type endopeptidase activity; ATPase binding. Gene Ontology annotation, biological process: protein quality control for misfolded or incompletely synthesized proteins. Bases 42 to 866 code for a protein of 274 amino acids. Gene Ontology annotation, cellular component: endopeptidase Clp complex. The transcript has 8 exons. The record is from RefSeq and is a predicted model, not a curated record.
GAUCUUAAAUUAGAGCCCUUUUCCUUUAGUUUAGGGCAAACAUGGCAACAUCAAGCUUGGCGCUGUCCCCUGCAAAAUGCGUCCCCUCCAGCUUCCCUCCCAGAAUUUCCUUGAGGAGCUCCUCAUCACCAGGAGGACGGCUCCUAGGAAAAUUGCCAGCUCUCGAAAAACUCUCGCACAGCAAGAGAGGGGGAAAAUGCCGAGCUCAAGUGGUGAUGAUGCCGCUUGGAGUACCCAAAGUUCCUUACAGGGCGUCCAGCGAGGGAAGCUGGCAAUACGUUGAUAUCUGGAACGUCCUGUAUCAAGAGAGGAUAGUUUUCAUUGGGCAGCACAUAGACGACGACUUGGCGAAUCGGGUGGUGGCCACCAUGCUUUACCUUGACAGUGUCGAUUCGUCCAAGCACCUCCACUUCUACAUCAGUUGCCCGGGGGGGAGUUUAACUCCCUCCAUGGCGAUCUAUGACACCAUGGGAAGUGUGAGGAGUGGGAUAGCAACUCUGGCUCUAGGUGCUGCCUAUGAUAUUGCUGGUUUUCUCCUCGCAGCCGGAGAAAAGGGAAUGCGAAUGGCAAUGCCACUGGCGAGAAUCGCAUUACAGCCACCGGAGGGAGCAACUCGAGGCCAGGCAGAUGAUAUCCAAACCGAGGUGAACGAGCUUGGACGACUGCGAGACUGCCUCUACGAGCAGCUCGCCAUCAACACUGGCCAGCCAGUUGACAAGAUCCACAAGGACUUGGACAGGAUGAAGAUUUUCAGCGCUCAAGAGGCUCUAGACUACGGCCUUAUUGACAAGAUCGUGCGACCACCAAAGUACGCGUCUUCCAGCUUGAGCAUUGGCGGAGUUGGCCCUUACAACGCAUCCUUCUAAAAAAGUUUGGGACGAAAGAAUGUUAAAACCUCGUUCGUCGUAUUCAUAUACUUCAAUAGCUAACAAAUUAUUCCCGCUCCAAAAAA